This is a messenger RNA of Kockovaella imperatae, 1599 nucleotides long. RefSeq names its product splicing factor, Prp19-binding domain-domain-containing protein. Gene Ontology annotation, biological process: mRNA splicing, via spliceosome. Gene Ontology annotation, molecular function: RNA binding. The record is from RefSeq and is a predicted model, not a curated record. Lineage: Eukaryota; Fungi; Basidiomycota; Tremellomycetes; Tremellales; Cuniculitremaceae. Bases 1 to 1599 code for a protein of 532 amino acids. Gene Ontology annotation, cellular component: U2-type spliceosomal complex. The transcript has 8 exons.
AUGGCGUCGAUGAAAACGAUGAAGCAGCCCUUGGUGAAACCUUCAAAGAUCAGAUAUUUCAAAGGCAAAGCUCCGGACGCCGCUCUCUCCGGAUCAGAUUCAGACGAGGAUGAAGAAGAUCAAGUCUCUCGACCGGCUCCUCAGCCAAUCAAGAUUGAUAAGAAUGUCGUCGCUGGGGGCGCUGGACGUAUAGUCCCGGAUGGAAAUGUGGUCAAAAUGAAGGUCGCCUUGAGGGAUGUCAAAGUGGAAGGUGGUAGAGUGGUCUUGCCAAAGGCUGCAAAGCAAGAGGAGAGUAGCGAGGAGGAGACUGAUUCUGAAGAGGAGGAAGAGGAGGAGGUCAAGCCUCAGUUCUCCGCUCCUCGACCAAAGAUCCCGAUCAAGGAAGAGUCUAGCGAAUACGAGACUGAUUCGGAAGAGGAAUCAGAGGAGGAGAAAAAGCCAGCAUUCCGACCGGUCUUUAUCAAGAAGGACGCUCGAGGCAUGACACAGGAGAAAGCAGCUGCUGAGGCAGAGGAGAAACUUCGGAUGGAAGAGGAAUUACAACUGCAGAGAAAACUCGAUAGCAAGGAGCUAGCAGGAGAGACGAUCAGAAGAGAGCUGGCAGAGCGCGAGGCGGUCGAUCUUCAGCCCACAGUGGAUGAUACAGAUGGAUUGGACGACGCUGCUGAAUUCGACGCUUGGCGAGCUCGUGAGCUCGGCCGACUGUUACGCGACAAAAAAGCCCAAGCGGCAAGGGACGAAGAGAGGGAAGAGAUCGAAAGGAGACGAGCACUUCCAGAGGAACAGCGACUACGAGAAGACAUGGAGUAUGCCGAAUCAACGAGAGCAAAGGAGAAGGGCCAAAUGGGAUUCCUGCAAAAAUACUAUCACAAGGGUGCCUUCCACCAGGACGAGGAACUGCUCAAUCGAGAUUACACUGCCGCUACAGAAGGUGCAAUCGACAUGUCUAUACUGCCUCAGGUCAUGCAGGUCCGAGAUUUUGGAAAGCGAUCUCGAAGCAAAUAUACCCAUCUCACAGAUCAGGACACCAGUCAAGGAGGAUGGGGAACUGGGGCUCAACGUUUUGGCAUGCCGUCCCAGCCCCAGGGCGGUCCUGGUCAGCCGCAACAGGGUUGUUGGAAUUGUGGUGGACCGCAUAUGCGAGCUGAUUGUCCGAAUGCGGAUAUCAACAAUCCCAAUGCCUUCGGAGGCCAGGCUGGUGGAUUCAAUGCGAACACCUCCAGUCUUGGUGGUGGAAGCGGUCGAGGUUGGGUAGGAGAUCAAGGUGGCAAGGUUCACAGAGAGCAAGGAAAGGAGAGGAAGUAUGACGAAGAGCGUCGAGGCUACGGUCGGGAAAGGAACGAUGAACGGCCAAGGGACAGAGGGUACGACAGGGACAGGAGCGACCGACAUCGUGAUGAUGGCUGGAGGCGAGAGAGUGACAAAGACGAUCAACGAGAAAGGGACAGGAGGGAACGCAGUAGGAGUAAGGAUAGGGACAGGAGAAGGGGUGAGCGGGAUGGGCGAGAUGACGACAGAGAGAGAAGGAGGGAGUAUGAGGAUAGGAAACGACGACGCGAUGAGGAUGACAGGGAUAGAUCCAGGCGUCGAUAUGACUAG